UGCUGGCGGUCGAAGCGUUGAGACGUCUGUUCGCGGUUGAAAAAAAAAGUUGAGCGCGAGUGAAGCGAACUCUUUUUGUUAACGUUUUUUUUUCUGUUGUUGUUGUUUCUUCCAACCACUCAUAGAUACUGAGAUGAUCUAAAUGCCAAUUAGCAUUUACACCCGACCAUCGACGAUAAAUCGCCUUUCGAAUAGUCGCCCCAUUUUCUUUGAGUGUGCCUGAGUCGCACAUUCCGUCCUGAAGAUGGCGCUGCGCCUGCGUCGCGACGUGCAGAAGGCCUCCUAUUAUGUGUGGUUCCUGGGCGCCGAGGAGGCGAAGGGGCUGCGGGGCGCCCGCGUUAUCAAUUCGGUCCUCCCCUAUUUGGUGGACAGGUCCCGCGGCCAGGAGCCGCUCAAGGUCACGCUCCAGGUCUCCCACAAGGGCAUCAAGAUCGUCCAGGGGGCCUCGAAGCAUCUGAUUCCACACAGUGCCAUAACCAGCUCCGUGCAGACGGACGACAUCGUCGCCUGCGUGCUGCUGCUCUACAAUCCGGCCACCAAGUGUCCGCUCCACGUCCACGCCUACCGCUGCGAUUCGGAGACGACGGCGGAGGCGCUGCACCUCCAGCUGCAGAUCCUCAUCAACCGGCCCGACAACCAGAAGCGCUUCGAGGAGCUGGAGACCAGGCUGGGCAUCCUGCCGCCGAUUCCCAUGAACGGCGGCAACGAGAAGCGACACGAGUCGAAUGGGAAUGGCAAGUCCUCGUCCUCAGGAGGACCGGGAUCGCACCACCACCAACUGCAGUCACAACAGUCGGGAGGAGGAGGAGGAGGCUACCAGGGUCGCCGGCACGAGACCUCCUCGCCCAAGCGAUUCAGCAGCUCCCUGGGCAGCGAUACGGGCAACAGCACCCGGGAGUCGGAGUGCAGCGAGGAGCACGCUGGCCUGGCCGGCGGAUCUUCGCCAGUUUCUCGCUCACCGCCGCAUGGCAAACAGCAGCAGCAUCCCCACUCCCACUCCCAUCCACAUCCACAUCCACAUCCGCCACAUCCUCCGCUGCACCAUCCGCCGCUGACGCCGCAGCAGAAUAGCGACCUCUUCGAUUCGCUGGCCGCCGAGCUGAGGGCCAAGUUGAAUGGCAACGGACCGCCCUUGUUGCUGCCGCCGCGGGACUACGAUACGGUGCACCGAUCCAAGGGCAAUCUGACGGCCAUCGAGCUGAGGCGCUGCCGCAACGCCCUCAUUGUGGGUGGUUCGCCGAAGGGCCCAGGUGGUCAGGGCGCGGCAGCCAGCGGUGCGGCAACGAGCGGCGGAGGAGGGGUGGGGGGAGCGGCCAACGCCAAUGGCAAGCAGGUCUCCUCCCGCGGCUCCUCGGGCAUCGGUUCCGACCUGGCCCCCAGUCCCGAGCGACAGGAGCUCAACAGCUCCAGCGAUGACGAGCACUGGUCGAACGAGGCGGACAACUCGGUGAUUGCCCUGAAGCCGUCACAAAUCGCAUUGCCCCAUCAUGGGCAACUGAAGAGGAAGAGCGCCGUCCAGCCGCCGGAGGACAGCUAUCUGCGGGAUCUGCCAGCCAAACCAUAUCAGCCGCGUCCCAGCGAAAGGGAACUGGAGAGGGAGAGGGAAAGGGAAAGGGAGAGGGAGAGGGAAAGGGAGAGAGACAGAGAGAGGGAAAGAGAUAGAGAAAGAGAUAGAGAAAGGGAUAGGGAGAGGGAAAGGGAGCGAACCAAGACGCCAGCUUCCAUUUCGAACAAAUCCUGGAGUCGCGAGGAUGAGAUCAAGCCGAUUAUCAUGCGACCCGCCGACUACGAUGCCAAGUUCAACCGGGUGAUGCAGCAGGAGCAGCAGCUCCAUGCCAACCAGCCCAGUCAUCCGGCCAAGCUCCGGGAUACGGACAAAUACAACGAGAUCAAUCGGUUGCUGAACAAGAAGCUAUCCCACGAAAGGGAACGCAAGCCGCGCUCCUCGCGGUUGGAGGAUAAUCAUCAUCAUCACGACGACUUCGAGGAUUCGGACCAGGGCAGUGAACCCCUGCAGGGAGGAGGAGCACCGAUCAUCCACCACCAUCACAGUCGCAAGACGGAGAACGGCAACCUCACCGACAAGCAAAAGUUCAUGGAGUACUCGGUGAAGAAGCAGCAGCUGCUCAAGAGCUACGGCGGCGCUGGCGAGGAUCAGCAGCGGUAUCGCCAGCAGCGCUAUGUGGAGCAGCCGGCGGAUCAUCAACUGCCCUUGGAGGGAGCUGGUCACAACAAAUACGCCGCUGUUCACAGGGGCACUGGUGAUUUGGUGGGUCAAAGGACCACCGAAAGGAUCCGACAUGAUCGGGAGAGGGAUCGUGAACGCGAGAGGGAUCGUGAUCGGGAGAGGGAUCAGGUGGAUCGAGAGCGGCGAAGGGAUCACGAAAGAGAGCGGGAGAGAGAUCACUCGAGGGAUCGCAAUCCCUACAGGGAAGCCGAGAGCCUGCCCUACAUACAGAGCAUGGAGAAGAUGAUGAAGUCCACGGGCAUGCGCUAUGGCGAUGCCAGUCCCAAGAUCAGGGAUCAGCGGGAGCGGGAGCCGCCGGCGCAGGGAUCGCAGCGGGAUCGCUUCCACGAUGCCAAGGACAAGUUCCGGGCCAUGGAGCAGCGUCCGGGGGUUAAUCGUUAUCCGGAUUUGGAUGAACGCGACACGCCGAUACACAGGGAUCAAAGAGAUCCAAGGGACCCAAGGGAUCCCUAUAGGUCAUCCUCCCGCCGGCGUCGCGGUUCCGUGGAGCCACCCAGCACCUAUGAACAGUGGAGCGAGGAGGAGGAACCUCCACCGGUGGUGGUAAGCGAAAAGUCCAAUCGUUCGCGAGCCAGAUCGCGCGGAGAAUGGGAACCACCGGAACCAGCUCACCCGGCGCCCACCAGACUUAUGGAUCGAAAUAUUCGGGAUCGAGAGAGGGAUCGUGAGAGGGAGCGCGAGCGCGAGAGAGAUUAUAAUAGAGAGCAGUCCCGGGAUCCCUAUCGCCAUGAGAGAGGAGAGCGAGGAGAGAGAGUCGAAAGAGAGCGAGAGCGUGAGCGGGAGAGGCCGGGCGGAAGAGCCCGCUCCCGGGAAUUCCUGCAGAAUGUCGAAACGAAGAAUCCAUCGACAACGGGUUCGGGUCGCGGCCACUUGGAGCGCUAUCCCUCGCCCGCGGCCACGCCCAUCAGAUCCGGAGAAGUGGGAGGCGGCGGCGGUGGUGGUUCUUCCGGCGGAAAUAGCGGUAAACCACUGGCCCAAAUGCCCAAGGGCUACAGACACAGCUAUGCAGAGCCCGUGUUCGCCAGAUCCGGAGGACGCGUGGGUCUGGCGGCAGUUAAUCCCUAUUAAG
Drosophila takahashii is the source of this 3317-nucleotide messenger RNA. RefSeq names its product peptidyl-prolyl cis-trans isomerase G. Lineage: Eukaryota; Metazoa; Arthropoda; Insecta; Diptera; Drosophilidae. The record is from RefSeq and is a predicted model, not a curated record.